UGUAUGGAAACAGUUUUGGGAAGGUCCUUUCCUGUUUCAGCAUUACAAUAUUUCCAUGAAAAGGCCAAGUCAAUAAAGAAUAGAAGAAUUGGGCUGGCCAUGACCUCAAAUCUUUCCAACACUUUUGGGAUGAAUUGGAACACCGACUGCCAACCAGGCCUUAUUGCACAGCAUUACUAAUGCUCUUGUGGCUCAAUAGGAGCAAAUUCUUGUUCCAUAAUCUUGUGAAAAGUCAUCAUCAUAACGCCUGUAGUUCAUGUUUUCAGAUACUUUUUGCUAUGUAGUUUAACAACCACAACAAAUGCAUACAUGCAUCCGAUUCCUCACACAAACUCAUAAGUCAGGCAUGGAUUGGGAUGAAGUUCACACAGAGCUGGAGGUAAAAGUGGACGCGGCACUGCGUUGCUGUGAACAGCAUCAGACUGUAGAGCAGAAAUUGAUCCUCUGAUGCUGCAUUUCCUCAGGGAGGCCGACUUCCUGCCUAAUGGCUGUUAGGCAGCAAGAAAUGGACGAGGAAGAGAUGGCCUGCAGAGCACUUAGACACUUAGACAUCAUACACGUCUAUAGAAAAUAAAUUUGUGUUUACGCUCGCAGAGGAAACGCACACACAUAUAGACAGAUGGAGAGUGAAUACAGAGCAUGAUUGGUUGACGGCGAGUUGUGACAGAGAUGGAAAAACUUUUACAAGUGACCGAUGCUGUGGCUUCCUAUUGAGGGUAGAAGUUGGGAUGGAGGACAGAGAAGUCACAGAGCAGUUAACGCACAGAUGGGAGGAGAGCACUGCUACUAUCAGGGGAAGGUCAGAGGCAUUCCUCACUCCUUUGUGGCUGUCUCAACCUGUCACGGAUUACAUGGGAUGUUUUUCGAUGGCAAUCACACCUACAUGAUUGAACCUGGAGGACAGGGCAGCAGCAAUGGUGAUGUCCGCAUUCACAUGAUAUAUAAAUCUGCAGGGCAUGAGGGAUUUAAUGAUCUCCUCAAUGGUGAUCUUCCAGAGCCGCCUUUUCCCAGCCCUCCAUUUCCAGGGUCCAAAGUUGUUCACGGGAGAAAAAAGAGACAGGCUCAACAUGUGUCACGCAGUGUAGAGGAUGAGACCAAAUACAUUGAGUUGAUGGUGAUCAAUGACCAUUUAAUGUACAAGAAGCAUCGGCUUUCCGUUGGGCACACGAAUAACUAUGCUAAGUCAGUGGUCAAUAUGGCUGACAUGAUUUUCAAGGAACAGCUUAAUACCCGGAUUGUGCUGGUUGCCAUGGAAACGUGGUCAGCUGACAACAAAUUCAACAUUGAUGAUGACCCCAUGGUGACGCUGAGGGAGUUCAUGAAGUUUCGAAAAGACUUCAUCAAGGAGAAAUGUGACUCUGUUCACCUCUUCUCAGGGAAUCGUUUCCAUAGCAGCUGGGGAGGAGCUUCCUAUAUGGGAGGAGUUUGCUCCCGGACUAAAGGAGGGGGUGUUAAUGAAUAUGGGAAAACAGAUGAGAUGGCCAUAACCCUCGCUCAGUCUCUUGGACAGAACAUUGGCAUCUUUUCUGACAAGAAGAGGAUCCUCAAUGGCGAGUGCAAGUGUGAUGAUCGUUGGUCGGGCUGUAUCAUGGAUGAUGUUGGUUUCUACCUGCCCAAGAGGUUCUCCGACUGCAACGUGGAGGAGUACCAUAACUUUCUAAACAGUGGUGGAGGAGCCUGUCUGUUCAACAAACCUCUGAAGUUAUUGGACCCUCCAGUGUGUGGAAAUGGCAUUGUGGAGCCAGGAGAGGAGUGUGACUGUGGCAGCCCAGUGGAGUGUGCCAGAGAGGGGGAGGCCUGCUGUGACAAGUGCACCCUAACCCAAGGCUCCAAGUGUAGCAACGGACUCUGCUGUAACAGCUGCCAGAUGGAGUUCAUGGGAGUUGUUUGCAGAGACGCUGUGAACGACUGCGACAUCCCGGAAAACUGCACAGGCAACUCCAGCCAGUGUCCACCAAAUGUGCACAAGAUGGAUGGCUACACAUGUGAAAAGGACCAGGGUCGAUGCUUCAAUGGAAGGUGCAAAACCAAAGACAGACAGUGCAAGUACAUUUGGGGAGAGAAGGCAACAGCGGCCGACAAGUUCUGUUACGAGAAGUUGAACAUCGAAGGGACGGAGAAAGGCAACUGUGGGAAAGACAAGGACACCUGGAUCCAGUGUAACAAACAGGAUGUUCAUUGUGGGUACCUGCUGUGCUCCAACAUCUCACCCGCCCCGCGAUUGGGAGAGCUGCAGGGAGGGCUGACCUCUUUCUCAGUAGCUCGGCACAGUGCUUCUCUUGAUUGCAGCGGAGCUCAUGUGGUGAUCGACGGAGACACUGACCUGGGAUACGUUGAGGAUGGGACUGCCUGCGGGACAGACCGCAUCUGUUUCAAUCACAAAUGUCUCCCCAUCCAACAGUUCAAUUUCAGCACCUGCCCCGGGACCACCGACAAGACCGUCUGCUCUGGACAUGGGGUGUGCAGUAGUGAGCUGAAGUGUGUGUGUUACCUGGGCUGGGCAGGAGAGGACUGUAACUCCACGUCUCCUCUCAGUUAUCUUGUGGUCGGACCCACUGCUCCAGUUUCAGGUAUCACCAGUACCAACAUCAUUAUCGGGGCCAUCACAGGCUCCAUCCUCGUCCUCGCCCUCAUACUGGCUGUUACAGCCUGGUGUUACAAGAGCUACAAGCAGAGAUGCUACGUUGAGUCUGAAGUUCACCGAAGAUUCUGCCGACAAAUGCCCCCAGGUGACUAUGUAACAAAGCCUGGGGAUGCAGACUCCUUUUACAGUGACAUGCCUCCAGGUGUCAGCACAAACUCCGGCUGCAGCUCCAAGAAGAGGUCAGCCUGCCUGUCGCACCUGCAGAUUUGCACCCUGUCCUUCACUCCCUCCAUCCCAUCCAUUUCUCAGAACAUCUCACUGUUUGGCUUCAGAUCUAAUGGCCUAUCCCACUCAUGGAGCGAGAGAAUCCCAGAUGCCAAACACAUCUCUGACAUCUGUGAAAACGGGCGACCGAGGAGCAACUCAUGGCAAGGGAAUCUGAGUGGUAAUCGUAAGAAACUGAAAGGAAAGAAGUUCCGUGCUCGCUCCAACUCCACAGAGACGCUAUCCCCUGCCAAGUCUCCCACUUCCUCUACAGGAUCUAUUGCAUCCAGCAGGAGAUACCCGUACCCUAUGCCCCCUCUCCCCGAUGACCAGAGGAAAGCCAACAGGCAGAGUGCCAGGCUGUGGGAGACUUCAAUAUAACAGCCUUCUUAUCCACUCUG
Perca flavescens (yellow perch) is the source of this 3249-nucleotide messenger RNA. It is a transcript of the gene adam22, whose product is annotated as ADAM metallopeptidase domain 22. Gene Ontology annotation, cellular component: postsynaptic density membrane. Gene Ontology annotation, biological process: proteolysis. The coding region runs from base 695 to 3229 and encodes 844 amino acids. The transcript has 28 exons. Gene Ontology annotation, molecular function: metalloendopeptidase activity. NCBI's taxonomy places the organism in Eukaryota, Metazoa, Chordata, Actinopteri, Perciformes, Percidae. The record is from RefSeq and is a predicted model, not a curated record.